AUGGAGAAAUACAAGGUGCUGGAGCAGCUGCAGCCUGGGUCACUGGGCACUAUGCUGGUAGUUGAAUUGAAAACAGAAAAUGAUGCAGAGAAGAAAUACAUAAUAAAGCAGGUUGAAUGCAUUGAAGAAAAGCAAGCAAAUGAGGCCUUGAAGGAGGCAAGGGAUUUGCUAAAACUUCAUCAUUCAAACAUCUGUGCUUACAAGGAAUUGUUUGUGACUUGGGAUAAUGAGAUGUCAUCUCUGUUCCUUUGUCUGGUAAUGCAGCACUCAGGCCAAGGAGAUCUUUCAUCUGUAAUCAAGGAAAAAAGGCAGAAGUCAGAAAAAAUAACAGACGUGGUGAUUCUGAAGUUCCUGGGACAGAUGGUGGAUGCUUUGUUUUAUAUACACAAACAAAAUAUUUUCCACAGAAAUCUCAAGCCAUCAAACAUACUUGUGACUGGUGAAGCAUCCUUCAUGCUUAGCGACUUCAGUACAGAAACACUUAUGACAGAUGAGAUGAAAUGGAAAAUAAGAGUGGAAGAAAAUAGCAAGUCUUGGAUGGCUCCAGAAACAUUUGUUUUUUCUUUUACUGAGAAAUCUGACAUCUGGUCUCUAGGUUGUAUUCUACUUGACAUGAUGACCUGCUUUGUUCUGAAUGCAGAAGAGAUAACUUCGUUACUGCAGGAUAUUAGAUGGGAUACCAGCCGUCUUGAGGAAGUUCUGACACUAAUGCAAAACGCGGAUAACAGCUCUUUGCCUUUAUUUCCAGUUUUAUUUAUGAUACUACAGAUUCAGCCUAGCAUGAGACCCACAGCAAAGGAUCUGACUGAUGUUCCAUUUAUUAGGGAAUGCUUGACUGUUGGUGAUGCCUCUUCAGUAAAAGUGAAAAAGUCUUUGCCUCCCAAAAUAAUAGAUGUGCUCCUUGAGGGAGGAAUAGAAAGUGUUCUAGAAUUCAUGCAGGCUUUCUGGGAUGUAGAAGAAGUGCAGGCUAAAGCCAUUCAGCACCUUGCCAGCUUUGUAAGAGAUAAAAGUGCCUUGCCCUAUCUGCUAACAUUCACAGAAUUGAUCACUUUUGCCAUGAAGACUCAUGUAGAUUCUCUGAAGUUACAAGUAGAUGGUUGCAGUUUAUUGCUUGAAAUUCUUAGUCAAGCUCUAGAAGAGGAAGUGGUGAUGGCCCUGGAUGAGAAUGUGACCAGCUCUCUGUUAGACACAAUGAGAAAACACUCUGCAAAUGAAGAGUUACUUUCGUUGGUCUGCACAUUAUUGAUGAUGAUUUCAGCCAGUGAAGUUGCUGCAGAGAAUCUAAGGAAAGCUGGAGUAAUUCCGGACCUUCUGUCAAUUUUAAGAAAUUUUCUUCUUAAUGAAAAGAUCUGCCUCUCUUGCUGUGGAGUUCUCUGGAGCUUGGCUGUGAGUGAGAAAAAUGUAGACCAAGCAUUGCUGAAAAGUGCUGUCCCUGUUACCUCUGCGGUCCUUCAAGAGCACCUCCAGAAUGGAACAGUUAUGGAGUCUGCUUGCUCGGCUCUGUGGGCAUUGUCACUCCAAGGUUGCUUAACUGAAAAUGAGUACGAGCCCACAACAGUGCUUCUGCUGGAUGUGCUCAGGAUGAACCCAGAAAGACCGGUGCUGGUGAAGAACACUUGCCUGGCAUUAGCAAGCCUUCUAAGGCUAUCUGAAAUACCAGCUUUGAGAUUUAUAACGGAUUCAAAAGGUAGUGGAAUAAACCUGAUCAAAGAUGCCUACCACCUUCACUUCGAUGAUCCAGAAGUGGUGGAAAAUAUCUGUGUGCUGCUUAACGAGAUGGUUCAGUAUGAUGAUGUUGUGCUGGAUAUGCUGUCCCAGAAAAUGGAAGAAGUGCUGUCUGAAAUAAAAAUCCGUUUUCCGUCCAGCAUGGAGAUAAUGACCCUUGUGGAUGCAACGCUUUUGAAACUGCAGAAGUAAAAGAAAAACU
Molecule: messenger RNA, 1927 nt
Organism: Gavia stellata (red-throated loon)
Lineage: Eukaryota; Metazoa; Chordata; Aves; Gaviiformes; Gaviidae
Gene: STKLD1
Product: serine/threonine kinase like domain containing 1
Exons: 19
Coding region: 1-1917 (638 amino acids)
Biological process (GO): protein phosphorylation
Molecular function (GO): ATP binding; protein serine/threonine kinase activity
Source: RefSeq, a predicted model, not a curated record